Molecule: messenger RNA, 909 nt
Organism: Cyanidioschyzon merolae strain 10D
Lineage: Eukaryota; Rhodophyta; Bangiophyceae; Cyanidiales; Cyanidiaceae
Product: similar to phosphatidic acid phosphatase
Exons: 1
Coding region: 1-909 (302 amino acids)
Biological process (GO): phospholipid metabolic process
Molecular function (GO): phosphatidate phosphatase activity
Source: RefSeq, a predicted model, not a curated record
AUGAACGGCAGUUACGCUCUGGAAGCGCUUGACAGUGAGCGUCGUUGGAUGAAGCGUUCGGAACUGGUGGACUGCAGCCUGGCGGUGCUUGUCGGAUGGGUGCUCCCCCUUGUCCUCGAUCGAUACAUACCGCCUCGGGUCACUGCAGUAGCGUUGGAAGAUCCCAGCGUUCAACUUCCGAAACGGGCAGAGCUGGUCCCGGCGCCGCUGCUGCUCCUUUUUGCCUACGUGGCUCCAGUGGGGAUGCUUUGGUGGCAGCAGCAGCAGCAGCAGCAGCGGCUGCGCGAGUCGUUUGGAAACGGCUUCAGAUCGAAGGGCGGCACCUUGCUGGAUCUUUUAACGGGCGUUAUCGAGGCCAAUGGCCUGACACUGCUCGCUACCGUCGUACUGAAGCUGCUGAUCGGAAAACCGCGUCCCUACUUUGCACAAGUCUGUGGGCAGUACCUGGACCCCGUCCUGCGUCACGAGUGUGCCGGUGACCCGUGGCAGGUACGUGAAGCGCGCAAGUCGUUCCCGUCUGGACAUGCCGCUUUAGCUUUCAGUGGUGUCAUGCACUGGCAGUGCUGCAUCUGGUAUCUCGGCAUACCGCUGCCCUGGUUCGAGGCAUUGCCCAGCGUAACCAUGGUUCAUUUGCUUUUACGCUUGCUGCCGUGGACCGGGGCGACCCUGGUUGCGGCCUCACGCGUUCUCGAUCAUCACCAUGACGUGGUUGACGUGCUAGGAGGAGCAGUGCUGGGUUGUGCAUUGUCGCACUUGGUGACCAUGAACCGGUUCCUCCGACUCGAGGGACGCGUACCUGGACAUCAGAGUACCGCGUCGACGGUUGGUGCACGAAGGACUGCAUCCGCAUCGGAGAUGGAAGCGAUACAGGUUUCCGAGACGACGUCCAUUCCUGACGCUGUCGUCUAG